This is a messenger RNA of Stylophora pistillata, 1777 nucleotides long. RefSeq lists its product as uncharacterized. Gene Ontology annotation, cellular component: nucleus. Lineage: Eukaryota; Metazoa; Cnidaria; Anthozoa; Scleractinia; Pocilloporidae. Gene Ontology annotation, biological process: regulation of DNA-templated transcription; spermatogenesis. Gene Ontology annotation, molecular function: protein dimerization activity; RNA polymerase II cis-regulatory region sequence-specific DNA binding; DNA-binding transcription factor activity, RNA polymerase II-specific. The record is from RefSeq and is a predicted model, not a curated record.
UAUCACUUGUUUCCUCAAAAUUAUAGUUUUCCAUACUCAUAACUUACAUUUUUAACCUGUAGUUGUAAGUCAGAGUAAGUGGGCUCGUUGUGGCAACUUGUCUGCUCUAUGCAUUUGGCACUAACAGAUUAAUUGUAAAGUUCUGGAUUUUUACCAUGAAUACUUCUUCAAUGUGAACCAAAAGAGUCCUAGUGCCAGUUAAACAUUUUCAAGAGUGAGUUUGCUGUCGAGAUAAAAUUAAUGUACAAUACUUUCAGAUUUACAGGAUAGUUGCAUUAGCUUGUUGUGCAGCCUGAAUGAAGGGUUGUGACUGUUUUGGCAUUGUGUUCGUAAUACUGCCAUGUUACUACUUGAGAGAGACUUUUGAGAUUACUCCUGACCAGCCUGUAGUUUUCCAGAGUGUACAUGUAUGUCAUGUUAUGAAGCAAUGCAGAAUUGCUCUAGUUCCAUUUUUCAACCAGGUGCUACAGCAGCAAGUCAUAAAGAUUUGCAAAGUCCAGCUUCAAAUAUGGGUCUACCUUCAGUUUCAUCAUAUGUACAUGGCUAUCACAACACACAAAGUGCUUAUAAUCACAUUAAUACGCUCUUGAUGUCUACAUCGCCUAUGAAUCAGCAAGGCUAUUAUGAGGAGAAGGGUACUGUGCCUCACUUAGCAGAACAGACUUCAUGUGGUGGUUUGUAUCACACACAGCUGCUGCCACACCAUCCAUUUCACCAUUGUCCUCAUGUUACAAAUGGAAAUAGUAUUGUUCAUGUAAACAAAGACAGAGGUGGCCCAGGGAGUACUGUUAUGUCUAGUGGGUUUCUGCAGAGGGAUAAGUGGCAACCUUCAGUGCCUACAAAAGAGGAGGACAAGAAGCAGGCUAUGGAUGAAAUUCCACAAGAUAUUUCCAGCAGGAAACAGACGCAGGAAGAAAAAAGCUGUGAUGGAGCCAGUGUUAAUUCCAAUGACGAAAUCAAUCAAUCUGGAAAAAACACCCCAAAGUCAAAAGCUGAUAAAAAUGAUAAGACAGCCCAAGAAAAGAAAGUGAAUGAAGAUGUUUACUCCCAAAGCUCAACAUUAAAUAAAGUGGAUACUGCCGGACUGAAAAAAAAGAAACCAAGGUCUAUGGGUUUGACUUCCCUUGAACGGAAAGAACAUCACUUGGACAAGGAAAAGAAAAGGAGAGAACGAAUCACAAAGUCGUGGCACUGGUUGCGGCAGCUUGUGCCAAACUGUGAUCCAUAUGCAGACAAGGCCACUGUAUUUGAGAUGUGUGUAGCAUAUUUUCACCACUGCUGGAAUUACCAUGGUCCCCUCUUACAACAGAUCAAUAAGGAUUUUUCAUCACUGAAUAAAGUCACCAUUUCCUUAGAGGACAUGGAGAAGAAGGUUAUGGAAGUUCUUACGAAUGAAAGAAAUGCAUUUGGAAGUAAGGAAGAGCAGUCAUGAAAACUUGUGUAGGCAGGACAUUUAAUUUUCCAUAGUAAAUGUUUGCUGUAAUCACUUGCUUUUGAAAAGUCUUGACAUGUACAGAAAUCCACUAUUAUUAAUUAAUUUUUACUUAAUAUAACAACACCAACAACAAAACUAGUGGCAGCAGGAAGAAUUGUAACAAAAUGUUUUGUAAACAAAAUAGUGGGAAAUCAAAAGGGCAGGCCAAUAACUACAAAUCAAUAAGUUUCAACGGUCUGGUAUUACAUUUUCUUGUUGUUUACAGUUCGAUUAAUUUUUUAGUUCCUAAUUAUUUAUCUAAGACCUUUUGGGAAAUAAUAAAAUAUUGAUGUUUUUCAUUUG